Molecule: messenger RNA, 2266 nt
Organism: Carcharodon carcharias (great white shark)
Lineage: Eukaryota; Metazoa; Chordata; Chondrichthyes; Lamniformes; Lamnidae
Gene: skp2
Product: S-phase kinase-associated protein 2, E3 ubiquitin protein ligase
Exons: 11
Coding region: 157-1308 (383 amino acids)
Biological process (GO): positive regulation of protein ubiquitination; SCF-dependent proteasomal ubiquitin-dependent protein catabolic process
Cellular component (GO): SCF ubiquitin ligase complex
Molecular function (GO): protein binding
Source: RefSeq, a predicted model, not a curated record
GUUUAAGUCAUGGAAUUGGUUCUUACUCUACUACAGGGAAAGGAGCUAGCUGUUUGAGUGUUACAGGAUGUUACACCAUCCACCCACAGCCCAGGUGGGUUACACCAUCCACCCACCUUCACCUGGAGCUGGGACCAGGCUGAGACCCACUCACUGAUGACGGUGAUGGGAGUCCGUGUGAUCGAUGAGAAAACACAUGAAGCCGAAUCCUUGGAACCAGCACCUCCUCAGAAACGGCCCAGGAACUGCCAGGGAAAAGAGAACCAGCCACAUAGCUUCCUGAUGCCCAAGAGAUUUCGUAAAAGUGCUCAUUCUUCGUCAGGUGUGAGCUGCUCUUGGGAAAAGUUACCAGAUGAGCUGCUCUUGGUGAUUUUUCGCUCUUUGUCACUGCCUCAUCUCCUAAAAGCCUCAAGAGUCAGCAAACGCUGGCAUCGACUGGUGUUUGACAAGUCCUUGUGGUACAGUGUGGAUCUGAGCAAGGGGAACCUGCCCUUAGGGACUGUGGGCCAGGUGCUAGGAGCUGGAGUGGUUGUCCUGAGGAGCCCCCGUUCCUUCCUGGGGGACCCCAUGUUCAAGGAUGAGAGCCCACUCUGUGUUCAAUACAUGGACCUGUCGCAUUGUGUGGUGAGCUGUUCCGCCAUCUUCCAGAUUCUUCACCGUUCUCACCGGCUCCUCAGCCUCAGUCUUGAGGGUCUUGUGCUCUCCGAUGAUGUCAUCAGGGCGAUUGGACAGAAUGAGAACUUACUGAGGUUGAAUCUCUGCAGCUGCUCCCAGUUUGGGCCAGACUCCCUGAGGCAGAUGCUGAGUAACUGUUCCAGACUGGAUGAGUUGAAUCUUUCAUGGUGUAAAUUCAGCUCUCAGCACAUUCAGGCGAUGGUCUCACACAUUCCUGCCAGCAUAACCCAGCUCAACAUCAGCGGCUACAGGCACUGUCUCCACAACUCAGAUGUGGAGACUCUGUGCAGGCGCUGCCCACGAAUAACCAACCUGGACAUGAGUGACAAUACGAUGCUCACUCCCAGCUGCUUCUCUGCUCUCCAGACCCUCUCUCACCUCCAGCAUCUAGGCCUGAGCAGGUGCCAUGAGAUCCCACCAACAAGUCUUGAGAACCUGGGGGAGAUUGCGACCCUGAAAACUCUGAACGUUUAUGGAUUAGUGCGAGACUCCGCAGUGAAUGUGAAGGAACUGAUUGCUCAGAUUAAAGUCAACACACUUCCACUGACAACCAUCGGCAGACCGACACUCGGCAAUGGGAAGGUGCAGACCAUCUGGGGCAUUGAUUGCAGGUUGGCUUUACACAGCCUGUGAGCAGCCCCAGUCAGAGCCACACUACACAACACAACAUAGUGAGAGGCAGGGACUCGCCCAGGGUGUCCAGGCACACUGAGUUUGGAUCAGUUACUCCCACCAACACAUGACAGCUCCGUGUUUGAGUGGAUCAAUGCUUUUUAUCCAGCCAGUGAUGAAAACUCAGAAAUCAGGGAAAGAGAAAUUGAAGAGAGACAUUUAUCAAGAAUGAGACCAGAUUGUUAAAGAUUUUAACUUCUUUAUAUUAACACCAGUUUUUAAGUGAGUUUAUGUUCACAAUGUUCAGUUGGUGAAAAGAAUUCUGGUCAGUGAACUCACAAAGACCAAAAACUGUGUUUCAGCUUAGGAGAGUCUGAUUCAAAAUUUGGAGAGUUAUUCUUGUUAAAUCUAAAGUCCUAAACUAAACUAAAAUAAGAUGAGGUAAGACUUUGUAACAUGCAUAUUUUCAGGCAGCUAAUAUAAAAAGAUAUAUCAAAUAUUUUUUGACCCAUCUGUGAUUGUCUAACCUGUCCCAUUACCUAUGGUGUUCACCUUUCACCAUCACCCCUUUUGCCAAUCAAUCUUCUCCCCCAUCCCCUCUCUAUACCUCCACUUGCUUAAAACCUGUGUAACCUUAACUUUUUCUAGUUCUGAUGACAGGUUAUUGACCUGAUACAUUCACAUGUCUCUCUUUAGAUGACAAACCUGCUGAGUAGUUCCAACACUUUGUUUUUAUUUCAGAUUUCCAGCAUCUGCAGUAUUUUGCUUCCUUAUGAAAAUGAGGGGUUUUAGAAUUGAUGUCUCAGAAUCAGACAAGGUUUAACCCCAGCUGAACCCCCUGGACCACAGUCCUAUGAACCCUCCCAUUUCUUGUACCAUUGAUGUCUCAGAUGUAGGUAGCAUUGGGAAUAGUGGUUGGCACUGUUAUGUCAUUAGUAUUAAUGGUUAAUAUUGUAUGCUUCUCUUACAACAGCCAAUA